Gongylonema pulchrum is the source of this 312-nucleotide messenger RNA. The record is from the annotation of a GenBank genome assembly. Lineage: Eukaryota; Metazoa; Nematoda; Chromadorea; Rhabditida; Gongylonematidae.
UCGAUUGGUGUAUACAUAAUAGAUCGAUAUACACAUUUCACGCUUCAAUUCCUUGAGCAUGAAGUGAAAUCGUUAUUGACCAAUCGAUCUCUCACCGAUUAUUUCGACUCGUGCCCAAAAUCAAAAUGUCUUUCAACGAUCGGUGUACGUACUGAUUUAUACCCAAAGGAUCCGAAACGAGUUCGCGUCACUGAUUUUUUUGGUUCAUCGAGAAUCAUGCGCCCCAUUACAGAACAAAUAGAGUUCGAUGAUGCAUGGCUGAAUACAGCUCCAUUUUACGGGAAUUCCUGGGAAGAUGAUGAUGCAAGGUGA